Molecule: messenger RNA, 1122 nt
Organism: Drosophila kikkawai
Lineage: Eukaryota; Metazoa; Arthropoda; Insecta; Diptera; Drosophilidae
Source: RefSeq, a predicted model, not a curated record
CUUCAUUUAGAAACUUUGAAUUUUCUAACGGACAAUAAUCGAUUUAUUGAUAUCGUUACACUAAAUUAUAGCUGAUAACGAUAAAGCAGCCAAACUUCCAUCGCUGACUUACUUAAUUUAUCGAUACAUGCAAAUAAAGAAGCGGCAAUCUAUUGUGAUAUUGUCCUGUUUAAUUUAAUAAUAUAAACAAAUACAACAAGUUUCCUACGAGAUGGCCCUCGUUGACUAUGGCGCCAGCAGUUCCUCUUCCUCUGAAGACGAAGGCUCCUCCAACACAGCUCUCACUGAGAUUCUAGGCACUCUUAAAAGACCUGCCCUGCCCACAGCUGCCGCCCUCUUGGGUCCCAAGAAACCCAAGCCCGAGGAGUUCGUCGAUGAUGUCGUUGAUGAUCCAGCCUUGCAUGGCGGGCGCAUACGGUCUUUUAAGCACGAGCGUGGAAACUGGGCCACCUACGUCUAUGUGCCGGCAAGUGCGUGUGCCGAGCAGUUGGAGGAGUUCCAGGCAGAAGCCAUAGCGCAUUUGGACCCUGAAGUUAAGCUGCAAGCCAAUGAGUCACUGCAUCUCAGUCUCAGUCGAACAGUGGUGCUGCAAUACCAUCAGAUAGACGAGUUCUCGCGAUCCUUGCAAACGGCACUCAACAGCUCCACGGGCUUUACUGCCACCUUGCAAGGCCUCCGUAUCUACACGAACGAAGAGCGAACAAGGACUUUCGUCUCAGCUCCAUUGGAUGCCGCGUUUGCGGAGAAAAUGGCUGCCAUCCUGCAGCCCAUCGACCAAGUUAUGCUCGACUACCGGCUGCAACAGUUUUACAAUCCCGCCUCCUUCCAUGUGAGUCUCCUUUGGUGCGUGGGCGAUGAGGAGGAACUGCUUAAUAGCAAGCUCAAGGAGUUGCAGGAGUUGCUUGAGGACCAGGACACGCUUUCACUUGGUGUCCAUGAAGUGCACUUGAAAUGCGGCAAAAAGGAUUUCACUUACAAACUAAGAUAGAAAAUGCGUUGAAGUAAAAAAGUUAUCAGUCAUCAAAAAGCACAAGCUCCCAGCAGUCGGCAAGAAAGCUGACAUAUAUUUUUGGAUUUAAAUUUUUAUGGCUACCAUGCAAGUGCACUGUUGAAAACCAGCAA